AUGGCUGACGCAGGCUUCAGCUUUGACUAUGGCUUUGUCAAUGGCAAAGUUUCGCUGUAUUGCGGACGUGAUGUGGGCUCAAUACAGCUGAGCACGGGCCUCCACUACAGCAAGAUGCCAAAUGCCGGCCAGAUAUCUUGCCCACGCUGCCAAUGGAAGGUGUUCACCCUUAGGGCUCUCUUCAGGCACCUGUGCUCAUCACAUAGUCAUGAGAAGAACUGGGUGUGUGGCCUGCAGGGAUGUGUCAAGACAUAUCAGUCAUAUUUCAGAUACCGACAACAUGUCACUGCAAAACAUGGGGAUUUGCUGGGACACUUUGAUUCACGAGCAUCCAGUGAGCAAGGCACUGAAAAUGAAGGUGGCGAAGAAGGUGGUCAGCCCAUGGCUGAUGCACAGGAUGCACAGCUGAACAUAGAUGAAGGAGAAGCAGUCAGUCCCUCAAGGAGCCCUGAGGCAAGAGAAGAAUUGUCUCAGACCACACCAGACUCUACAAAGCGUUUUGCGCUACUGCUUCUAAAAUGGAAAGAAGAGAUGAGGUUGCCUGAAUCAACCUUGAACGAAGUGGCAAAUGACAUAACUUUGUACCUAGAGGAGUUGGCCCAGCAAGCUUCAGAUACGCCCGAUGGAGGAACACUUGAAAACACUGUGAAGCAACUACCCAUGUUGCAGACAAAAUACGGUCGGGAACAGUACUGGAAGGGUACACUGCCAUUCGUUCAGCCGUCAACAAUUUGCUUGGAAAACAAACCAGACGGGAAGACUAUUUCUUUCCACUACAUCAGCCUACUAAGAGUAUUGAAGAUGUACCUGGAGUGCCCACAGGUUCCAGACAUAUGUGAACAACAAGGAAGAGAGGGAUGCUUGACCACAGUGUUUGAUGGCACAGCAUUCCAAAAUCAUAAAUACUUUCAAGGUGACAAAAAGAAGCUGUGUAUACAGCUUUAUACCGAUGAGUUCGAACCAUGUGAUCCCUUGGGUGCAAAGCGUGGCAAACACAAAUUGAUGGUUGUGUAUUAUUCCGUCCUUAACGUGCCCCUUGAGCUGCGGUCUCGUCUCCAACACAUGCAUCUGGCAUUAAUUGUAAAGGACAAAUUAGUGGAACAGUAUGGACUGCGCCGCAUUCUACAACCACUUCUUGAGGACGUACGACAGUUGGAAACAGAAGGCAUUGUUGUCAAUUCAGUGAAGUACACCGGGUCAGUGCUGUGUGUCACAGGGGACAAUUUGUCAAGUCAUCGCCUUGGAGGAUUUGCCACCAACUUCAGUCAUGGCCGUAUAUGUCGAUUCUGCAUGGCUCUGCGCCAUGAAAUUUCCAUCAAGCACAAAGAACAAGACUUCGUCAUGCGCUCUCCGGAAGGACAGCGCUACCACGUGAACAUGCUUGAAAACGGGCUGCCAGCUUUGUCGUUGUAUGGAGUGAAGGCGUCGUGUGCAAUGGAACUUGAGGGAUUUGAACCUACUGAACAUCUGCCUCCCGACGUGAUGCAUGAUGUUCAUGAAGGCGUUAUACCUUUUCUUCUCAAACAUGUUCUGACUAAGCUUGUGUCAGACAGAUAUUUCUCUCUGGACACUCUAAAUGACUGCAUUGAGAAGUUUCCUUAUGACCCGUGUCACAGGAAAAACAAACCCGAGAUUGUAGACCGUGCUGCACUGACGACCAAAGGUACACUAAAAGGAAGUGCAUCCCAAAAAUUCUGUCUUUUCCGGAAUGUGGCCCUGUACAUUGGAGAAUGUAUACCUUCAGAAAACAGUGUCUGGAAACUCUACUUGAUCUUCAGAGAAAUUGUCGACAUCAUCAUGUGCAGAGAUUUGCCAUCUGAGUACGUGCCUUACCUCCAUCGUCGAAUUGAGUUUUUUUCGGCAAGAGUUUAA
Messenger RNA from Ornithodoros turicata, 1872 nucleotides. RefSeq lists its product as uncharacterized. The record is from RefSeq and is a predicted model, not a curated record. The coding region runs from base 1 to 1872 and encodes 623 amino acids. NCBI's taxonomy places the organism in Eukaryota, Metazoa, Arthropoda, Arachnida, Ixodida, Argasidae. The transcript is spliced from 3 exons.